Lytechinus variegatus (green sea urchin) is the source of this 1081-nucleotide messenger RNA. It is a transcript of the gene prpf18, whose product is annotated as pre-mRNA-splicing factor 18-like. Lineage: Eukaryota; Metazoa; Echinodermata; Echinoidea; Temnopleuroida; Toxopneustidae. The record is from RefSeq and is a predicted model, not a curated record. Gene Ontology annotation, cellular component: U2-type post-spliceosomal complex; U4/U6 x U5 tri-snRNP complex; U5 snRNP. Gene Ontology annotation, biological process: RNA splicing; generation of catalytic spliceosome for second transesterification step.
CCAACUAAUGAGAUAAAAUCAUGGAUUUUUUGAAAGCCGAAAUUGCAAGAAAGAAAAAGCAACUGGAGAAAACGAAUCUCGUCGACGGCGGGAGUGGAAAAAAGACAUUCAAGAGAGCUGACUUGAAAGCAAAGCAGGAGGAAGAAUAUUGGAAGAAACAUAAACCUGAGAAUGAUGAAGGAGAGAGUAGUAAAAAGAAAGCAAGAAGUGAAAGGCUUGCCAGUGAUUCUCUUUCAGAUGAUCCCAAUCUUGUAACUCUCUCCAGACAAGAGGUUGUCAGAAGAUUGCGAGAAAGAUCAGAGCCUAUCAGGUUAUUUGCAGAGACAGACACAGAAGCUUUCUUCAGACUCAGGAAAAUUGAGAUGCUUGCCCCAGAAAUUAACAAGGGUCUUCGGAACGAUUUCAAAGAAGCUAUGGACAAGGUUGACCAGCAGUACUUGGAGGAACUGGUCAAGGCUCAAGGAGAGGAUGUCCCAACCAGCGCAUAUGACAUGAAGUUUGAAGAUGACGGCCAUACCAUUGAUUCCAUUCUAGAGAUGGCUAAAGAAAUGGGCAAGGGCGAUGAGGAAGUAGAUAAUAAAGUCAUCCUCAUCUACAUCAAGUUUUUGCUGAAAGGCUGGGCUCAGGAUCUUAACCGUAGACCGGAAGAUCUGAAGAGAAGUAUGAAAGGAAGAUUACAGAGCGCUACAUACAGUCAAACAGAAGGAUACCUAAAACCACUCUUCAAUAAACUGAAGAAAAAGUCCCUUUCUCCAGAUAUUUUGGAUAGCUUAGUGGAGAUCAUAAAGUUCAUGUUGGAGAGAGAAUAUGUCAAAGCCAAUGAUUCCUAUCUUCAGAUGGCCAUAGGGAAUGCUCCAUGGCCCAUUGGGGUCACUAUGGUUGGUAUUCACGUCCGUACAGGAAGAGAGAAGAUCUUCUCCAAGAACGUUGCUCAUGUGCUGAAUGAUGAGACACAAAGGAAAUAUAUCCAGGCACUGAAGAGAUUGAUGACACUCUGUCAGAGACACUAUCCUACAGACCCAUCAAAGAUGUGGAGUACCAAGGAGUUAAUCUAUUCUGAGAGGUAAUGGACAAAUAAAAA